AUGGCGCGUUUGCGAAUAACCUCAACAUCAGCGUGCGCGUUACGUUCCCCGAAGCUUCCUCUCGUCCGCGACCCAUGCGAGGAGGAGGGGAAGGAGGAAGGGGGCGAGAACCGACACGUAGGGCAAGGGGCUGGGUUGGUAGCAGGAUUGUCAACAGAAGCACAAGGCGCAGCUGCUGUGAAAUACCCCUCAGUGGAGACUGUUCGCCCCUGUGAGGGAGUGGCUGAGGGCGACAUUGUUCUCCGCAAGCUGCUCUCCCCGACGCCCCUCAAGCUCACUCCCAAGACGCUCCCCGCCAACCUCGUCCUUUCGUUCGCGCUCGGCCUUUCCGCUGCCAACCUAUCAGCGCUCGCCACGUCAUUCAGAAAAUUCGUGCUAGAAGGAAGCAGCGGCAGCAGCGUUAGUGGUGGCGGUGGAGGAGGGGAUGGGAGUGAGAGUGGGGGUGAGAGUGGGAGUGAGGGGGGGCAUGGUGGUUCCCUGCUGGUGUUUUUUGUUCAGGAGUGGCCGCAGGGGUGGAAGCACCAACCAGGGAUUGCACUCCAAACGUUCUGCUCACCAGAAGAAGGCAAGUGGGCAGCAGCGCAUGCCACCAACCUGCGCUAUCGUGCCUUCCACCUCUUCUUGCGCUCGCUGGACUUUGACGGCACUGUCAUCCUCGCUGACCCUACAGAUGUUCUCUUUCUCGCCAAUCCUUUUCCUACACUCAAUGACAUGUCUUUUCAUCUCUACACAGGAUCGACCACCUACCCAACACAUGGCAUUCGUUUCCUGCCUCCAGAGCACAAGCGCCUUGCGACAUGUUACGGGAUCCGCCUGGCAUUCUCGCUUGCAAACUCACGAAUUAUCACAUCCGGCUUUGUGGCGGGAACUAUGAGCCAGGUGCCAGAGUUUUUGAUACAGGUCAUAGAAGACUUUGAGAGGCUACCGGAGGAAUGCAUAGUAUUGGAGGGAAGCGAUGAAGCUGUUGUGAACCAUCUUGUCCGAUCAGGGCGCUUGAAAGAAGGUAUAGAUUUCUUGAAGAUCGAGGAUGCACAGCAGGGAAAUGUGUUGCAUCGGUUUAGUGCAGAAGACUCGUUUGAAGUGAAAGAAGGUGGACGGGUUGUGAAUGCAAUGGGGAGGACCGUCGUGGCAAUCCAUGGGUAUGACAAUUUCAUUGACUCCCAAUUGCUUGUAAAGGAUGUGAUCGGGUUGGCAAGCCUACAAUCAUGA
This is a messenger RNA of Closterium sp. Yama58-4, 1209 nucleotides long. The record is from the annotation of a GenBank genome assembly. NCBI's taxonomy places the organism in Eukaryota, Viridiplantae, Streptophyta, Zygnematophyceae, Desmidiales, Closteriaceae.